Molecule: messenger RNA, 621 nt
Organism: Arabidopsis lyrata subsp. lyrata
Lineage: Eukaryota; Viridiplantae; Streptophyta; Magnoliopsida; Brassicales; Brassicaceae
Product: MICOS complex subunit Mic10
Exons: 3
Coding region: 78-383 (101 amino acids)
Cellular component (GO): mitochondrion; mitochondrial inner membrane; MICOS complex
Source: RefSeq, a predicted model, not a curated record
UCGAGAAAAAGGAAAUCACGAACAACGGAAGAGUAAAAACUCUGAACGAUCAAUCAAUCGGAUAGGUUUCGCGAAAAAUGGCAGAGAAAAAUGGUAGUUUGCCACCGGAGUACGAUGUGAAUGCUAAGUGGGAUGCAUGUCUCGAUCUCACUGUCCGCCGCUUCGUUUACUCUUCCCUCGGCGGCGCAUUCGCCGGUCUUCUGUUCUUCAGGAGUCCUGUUACAAGAUGGGCAUCGAUAGCUUUGGGUGCUGGAAUUGGUAUUGGCUCUGCAUACACCGAUUGUUCUCGAUCUUUUGAUGCACCUUCUUCAUCUUCAGCCAAUUUAGCAGCUCCCAAGGAUACUACAGAGACUUCUCCUGUAUCUCAGGCUGCAGAGGAGUAGACAAUGUCGAUAAAGUGUGAAGUUAGUAACACAUCCAAUGAUCGGGGUAUUCAGAAACAGAGCUAUUAUCACACAAUGACUGUUGAAUUGUUUUCUAAACCUGCAAAGACAAGAGUCUUUUGAGAUAAUGUCAAAUGUAAAAACCUUCUUUUUUUUUUAAUCACUGUAUCUUCCUCAGUGGUUUUGAACAACUGAAUCCAAAAUGUUACAUCAUCAAUCACCCAUUCUAGUUCUUCAA